Pterocles gutturalis (yellow-throated sandgrouse) is the source of this 3400-nucleotide messenger RNA. It is a transcript of the gene DISP3, whose product is annotated as patched domain containing 2. Bases 1 to 3381 code for a protein of 1126 amino acids. The record is from RefSeq and is a predicted model, not a curated record. Gene Ontology annotation, cellular component: membrane. The transcript has 17 exons. Lineage: Eukaryota; Metazoa; Chordata; Aves; Pterocliformes; Pteroclidae.
AUGGACACAGAGGAUGACCCCUUGUUACAGGAUGCCUGGCUAGAUGAGGAAGAUGACGAGGUAGCCUUCAGCUCCCAGAAGAAGCGAGAGGGUGGUCUGUUGUGUGGGAAAAGCCCAUGCAGAGUCAGGCCGCUGCGUGUCACAUUACCGGUGUCAGGCUUCUGGAAUAUUGUUGGCUGGGUAUUUACCAACCCGUACUGCGCUGGCUUCAUCCUUUUCCUGGGCUGUGCCAUCCCUGCCGUGCUCGCUGUUGUCAUGUUCCUCCACUACCCGGCCCUGGAUAUUGACAUCUCCUACAAUGCUUUUGAGAUCCGCAACCACGAGUCCUCUCAGCGCUUCGAUGCACUUGCCUUGGCCCUUAAGUCCCAGUUUGGGUCAUGGGGAAGGAACCGGCGCGACCUGGCUGACUUCACCUCUGAAACCCUGCAGAGGCUCAUCUUUGAGCAGCUCCAGCAGCUUCACCUCAACGUUUCCCAUCUCGGGGUCAGUGCGCGGGCCAAGCGCAGCACCCCAGAGGGCAGGACGAGCUCUCCCAAGCCCCGUGCCUUCCUGAACCCAGGAAACCGGACUUCCCGAAUUGGGAGGGAUGCCCCACGCUGGGACUACUCCAGUGCUUAUAUCAGUGCAAACACACAGACACAUGCCCACUGGCGCAUCGAGCUAAUUUUUCUGGCUCGGGGGGACUCUGAAAACAACAUCUUCACCACUGAGCGCCUGGUUACCAUCCAUGAGGUUGAACGCAAGAUCAUGGACCACCCUCGCUUCCGGGAGUUCUGCUGGAAGCCCCACGAGGUCUUGAAGGACCUGCCCUUGGGCUCCUACUCCUACUGCUCCCCUCCCAGCUCCCUCAUGACCUACUUCUUCCCCACUGAGAGAGGAGGGAAGAUUUACUAUGAUGGCAUGGGACAAGACCUUGCUGACAUCCAAGGGUCCCUGGAGCUGGCCAUGACCCACCCUGAAUUCUACUGGUAUGUGGAUGAGGGCUUGUCUGCCGAGAACAUGAAGAGCUCCCUGCUGCGGAGCGAAAUCCUCUUUGGCGCACCACUGCCCAACUACUACUCGGUGGAGGACCGCUGGGAGGAGCAGCGCCACAAGUUCCAGAACUUUGUCAUCACCUACGUGGCCAUGCUGGCCAAGCAGUCCACAAGCAAAGUCCAGGUGCUGUAUGGAGGGACGGAUUUGUUUGACUAUGAAGUGAGGAGGACAUUCAACAAUGACAUGCUGCUGGCCUUCAUCAGCAGUAGCUGCAUAGCUGUCCUGGUCUACAUCCUCACCUCCUGCUCAGUGUUCCUGUCGUUCUUUGGCAUUGCCAGCAUUGGGCUGAGCUGCCUGGUGGCUCUGUUCCUGUACCACGUUGUGUUUGGGAUCCAGUACCUGGGUAUACUCAAUGGUGUGGCUGCCUUUGUCAUUGUGGGGAUUGGGGUUGAUGAUGUCUUUGUUUUCAUCAACACCUACCGUCAAGCCACCCACCUCAAGGACCUUCGACUGCGCAUGAUCCACACUAUCCAGACAGCAGGGAAAGCCACCUUCUUCACUUCCCUGACCACAGCUGCAGCAUAUGCUGCCAACAUCUUCUCUCAGAUCCCAGCUGUGCAUGACUUUGGUCUCUUCAUGUCGCUGAUUGUGUCCUGCUGCUGGGUAGCUGUGCUCUUCACCAUGCCAGCCGCUCUUGGAAUAUGGACCCUUUAUGUGUCCCCACUAGAGAGCUCCUGCCAAACCAGCUGUAGUCAGAAGUGCACCAAGAAGAGUGCCUUGCACCGGGCUGAAGAUCUCUUCAUUGCCUCGGAGGCCACCUCCAGAGCAGGCAGGGAGACGCUGCCCUACCUGGAUGAUGACAUCCCACUGCUCAGUGUGGAGGAGGAGCCUGGCUCCCUGGAAAUGGGGGAUGUCCCCUUGCUGUCUGUGAUGCCAGAAAAUCUGCAGCUCCCUGCAGAGAAGAGCAACCGGGGUCACUUGAUAAUGCGUCUGCAGGAGCUGCUGGAACACUGGGUGCUGUGGGCUGCGGUGAAGAACAGAUGGGUGAUUGUGGGGCUCUUUCUCCUCGUUUUGCUCCUGUCCAUCUUCUUUGCUAGCCGCCUCCAUCCAGCCAGCCGUGCUCCACUCUUGUUCCGGCCAGACACUAACAUCCAGGUGCUGCUAGACCUGAAAUACAACCUGAGUGCUGAAGGCAUCUCCUGCAUCACCUGCUCAGGUUUGUUUCAGGAAAAGCCCCACAGUUUGCAGAACAACAUCCGAACCUCCUUGGAAAAAAAGAAGAGGGGCUCAGGGUCACCUUGGGGAAGCAAAGGGAGCAUAAGUGACACAGGGCAGCAAGAUCUCCAGGGGACUGUGUAUAUCUCCAAGUCCCGAAGUAAGGGAAGGCCAGCCAUCUACAGAUUCUCGCUCAAUGCCAGCGUCCCUGCCCCCUGGCAGAUGGUGUCACCGGGAGAUGGGGAGGUGCCUUCAUUCCAGGUGUAUAGAGUGCCUUUCGGUAACUUCACCAGGAAGCUGACAGCUUGUGUGUCCACAGUAGGGCUGCUUAAGCAGACGAGCCCCAGGAAGUGGAUGAUGACCACCUUGUCCUGUGACACCAAGAGAGGCUGGAAGUUCGACUUCAGUUUCUACGUGGCCGCCAAGGAGCAGCAGCGAACACGGAAACUGUAUUUUGCCCAGUCGCACAAGCCCCCUUACCAUGGCCGAGUGUGUGUAGCACCUCCUGGCUGUCUUCUCAGCUCUAGCCCGGAUGGACCCACCAAAGGCAUCCUUUACGUUCCCAGUGAGAAAGCAGCACCCAAAGCCAAGCUGUCAGCCACUUCUGGAUUUAAUCCGUGCAUGAACACGGGCUGCGGGAAGCCAGCGGUGCGGCCACUGGUAGACACAGGAGCCAUGGUGUUUGUCGUGUUUGGUAUCAGAGGUGUGAAUCGCACAAGACGCCUGGACAACCACGUCAUCGGAGACAUGGGCAGCGUUAUCUACGAUGACAGCUUUGACCUCUUCAAAGAGAUUGGCAACCUGUGCCACCUUUGCAAAGCCAUUGCCAGCAACAGCGAGCUGGUGAAGCCUGGAGGGGCUCAGUGCCUGCCCUCUGGAUACAGCAUCUCUGCCUUUCUGCAGAUGUUGCACCCUGAGUGCAAGAACAUCCCCGAGCCAAACCUGCUGCCUGGACAGCUCUCUCAUGGGGCAGUGGGGGUGAAGGAUGGGAAGGUGCAGUGGAUCUCCAUGGCAUUUGAAUCGACAACCUACAAAGGGAAAUCUUCCUUCCAGACUUAUGCUGACUACCUGAAAUGGGAGACCUUCCUGCAGCAGCAGCUCCAGCUCUUCCCAGAGGGCUCUGCUCUCCGGCACGGUUUCCAGACCUGUGAGCACUGGAAGCAGAUCUUCAUGGAGAUUAUAGGCAAGUGACUGCCCUGUUUCUCUCCCU